Penicillium antarcticum is the source of this 1530-nucleotide messenger RNA. RefSeq names its product cytochrome P450. Lineage: Eukaryota; Fungi; Ascomycota; Eurotiomycetes; Eurotiales; Aspergillaceae. Bases 1 to 1530 code for a protein of 509 amino acids. The record is from RefSeq and is a predicted model, not a curated record. Gene Ontology annotation, molecular function: iron ion binding; oxidoreductase activity, acting on paired donors, with incorporation or reduction of molecular oxygen; monooxygenase activity. The transcript has 2 exons.
AUGAUAUCGCUGCGUCUAACCACCGAAGGGCUCUGGCUGGGCGUCCAGAUCUUGAUACCGGCAUAUCUGGUAUAUGUUCUGUCAGUUGUCGUAUAUAACCGAUAUUUCCACCCGCUACGCCAUUUCCCAGGUCCUUUUUGGGCUUCAAUUACUUCACUAUGGUUGUUCAAAACGUAUCGUCUUGGGAAAGCAAACGAUAUCCACCAUGGGCUCCAUGAAAAAUAUGGCGACUUUGUGCGUAUAGGUCCAAAAUACCUUGCUAGACCGUAUUCGGGACUAAAAAUGGUCCCGCUUGGCGGAAGGGGGGGCCUAUACGACGGAUUCAAUAUGCACAUUCCGAACGCUCGCACAGACAGCUUUUCCGAGCGGGAUGAGACAAAGGCUGCUGAAAGACGGCGGUUGGUCGGUGCCAUGUAUUCGCAGAGCAACGUCCUAAAAUACGAGCCUUGCAUCGACAGGCUGAUUGACUUGUUCCGUCAGCAAAUGAAGAAUCUUUCCGAAUCUGGCGAAUCCAUGGACAUGAGUGUCUGGCUGGAGCGUUACACCUUUGAUGUGAUGGGCGAGAUUUUUCACGGCCGUGAGGGGGGUUUUGGCAUGAUCCGUGAUGACAAGGACUAUAACCGCUGGUGCUAUCUCAUGAGUGUUAUGCCCGAUGUUGGCGCUUCCAUCACUUAUAUGCCAUGGGGCUUCCAAUCUCUAUAUAUGAUCUCUCAAUUAGCAUUCCAAAAUACCCGAGAUGGUAUCCUGGGUAUGCUAGAUACUGUUAAGCAGGCAAAAAACGCCGCCAGCCAACGAUGGACAGUUAUGCAAGAAGGAGGCCAUUACCCCAAAACCGAUAUGCUGUCUGGUCUUCUGGAAAUGGUGCGCGAGAAGGGUGAUAAGAUCAAGUGGAACUUUUCAGAUGUUGUGGUUGAGGUCUGGUCCGUGAUCUGGGCGGGCAGUGAUACGACUGCUACAGCUUUGACGGCCAUCUUUUACCACCUGCACAAAAAUCCCACCAAAUUGGCAAAACUACGACAAGAAAUCGAUACCGCAUUUCAACAAGGACGUUUAGAAGAUCCGGUGCGUUUCAGUGCCGCGCGGAAGCUCCCAUAUCUCCAUGCUGUCGUGAUGGAAAGUAUGAGAAUCCAUCCGUCGACAGGAGCUGGGUUCCCACGAGAGGUACCUUCAGGAGGCGUGCAGCUAUGUGGCACCUUUGUCCCUGGUGGUGUGGAAGUCCUUAUGACUGCAGCUGCUGUGCAGGUGGAUAAGCGGGCCUUUGGCGAAGAUGCCCAUGAAUGGAUCCCUGAGCGAUGGCUUCAAGAUGACGAUACUGUUCGGCAUAUGGAGAAAUCCAUGCUACAGUUCGGUCAUGGACCGCGGAUGUGCAUUGGUCGGAUUGUCAGCGAGACUGAGAUGUAUAAAUUACUCCCUACCAUUCUGCGAGAGUUCAACUUUGAGCUGUUAGUCGAUCGGUGGGAAGUGCACAAGGGGUGGUUCAAUCGAUCGACAAAUGUCACUUGUCAAGUUCAACCGAGGGCGGUUGCAUGA